AUGUCAUUGGCAUUAAGAUUCAUAGAGAAAGAUCUCGAGGCAUUUUGGGAUUGUCUCAAGAAACCUAUAACAAUAAAGUUUUUAGAAAGAUUUUGCAUGAAUGAUUUUUCACCAAGUAUAGCACCCAUUGUAAAGGGUAACAGAUUCAAUUUGAAUCAGUGCCCAAAAAAUAAUUUCAAACGGGAACAAGUGAAAGCUAUUCCAUAUGCUUCAGCCGUUGGAAGCCUUAUGUAUGCUCAGGUCUGCACCAGACCUAACAUUGCAUUUGCUGUUGGAAUGCUAGGGAGAUAUCAGAACUUUGCUGGCUGUGUUGAUUCAAAAAAAUCAACAUCUGGUUAUAUUUUCAUGCUUGCUAGUGGAACUGUGUCUUGGAGAAGCGCGAAGCAGACUUUGACUGCUACCUCCACUAUGGAGGUUGAGUUCUUAUCUUGUUUUGAGGCUACCUCGCAUGGUGUAUGGUUGAAGAGUUUCAUUUCUGGCCUUCAAGUUGUGGAUUCCAUUUCUAGGCCAUUGAGAUUGUAG
Ziziphus jujuba (common jujube) is the source of this 522-nucleotide messenger RNA. Its product is annotated as secreted RxLR effector protein 161-like. The transcript has 2 exons. The coding region runs from base 1 to 522 and encodes 173 amino acids. NCBI's taxonomy places the organism in Eukaryota, Viridiplantae, Streptophyta, Magnoliopsida, Rosales, Rhamnaceae. The record is from RefSeq and is a predicted model, not a curated record.